AUGCCACCAUAUACUGAAAUUUCUAAGGACGUGCCUCUGCCCGCGAGAGAGGAGGGAAAUCCAGACUACCGCCAUCCCCUAUACAUAGGUGAAUGGAAAAAGUCAGUACCAUAUGUAGACAAAGACAUUGCCACCGACGAUUUAGAUGAACCGCACCUCAAGCGAAGAGUCACCAUCCUCAAGAAACAUCCCGAAAUUGAGAAAUUAUACGGAUAUGAUUCUAGGACGAUAGUCAUCACUAUCAUAGCUGCAGCUGCCCAAGUGGCGGCAGCGUAUACAUUUGGACAG
This is a messenger RNA of Paraglomus occultum, 288 nucleotides long. The record is from the annotation of a GenBank genome assembly. Lineage: Eukaryota; Fungi; Glomeromycota; Glomeromycetes; Paraglomerales; Paraglomeraceae.